AAUAUAUGCUGGUCUAGGUCAAUCAAGAAGCAUGUCCAACAGGCUAUCCGUUCUUCAAUUCAUAGAUACUUUAUCAAGAUGACCGGGCCUCUCGGUGCGGAUGAGUCACAAGGGAAGAGACCACAACCGGUUUGUUCAGGUGACGUAGGCUGGCAGCAUCUUAGCACCGCCACAGCACCUCAAUCCAAGUCACCUCACUCCAGCAUCAACAACAACAAACAUCCCAACAAUGAGCCUUAUUCCCAUCAUCUGCACCCACGAGGUGUCAUCUACGGUAAUCGCAUCUAUCUUAUCUAAAGCAUACGAGACCGCACGCAAGAUCGAUUCGCCUGCAAGCCUUCUCCUUCUCACGACAACCAGCGCAGCCGACCUCCAACAAUACACAGAAGGCUCAGCCACCAAGCCACCGGUUGCGUCGUCCCCGUAUCCCUUUCUUUGCUGGGACAUCGGCAAAAUCGCGCGAUUCCUGUGCGAGAAUGCGUCGAUGACGGUGGUAGAUCAUUCUGUAUUUCUUGUCGCGGACGAGAAAACAGCUUUCGAUGAGGAUACGUUGCUCCUUGUUCACAGUGUCGAGAACUCUCAGGUGAGUAUCCGGCUUUCCGCUGGGUAUGCCAACAGUCAGGCGGUGUCGGUCUCGGUUGCGACCACGGAUGUGGGCGAGUUACGGAGCCUGGCGGAUGAGGAUGGGGUGUAUAGAGGGGGUCCGGAGCGCCCGCCGCCGAUAAGGGGAGGUAAGGCGCCUAGGAAGCAAUUGUAGAUAUGAUCGCGACGCGCGUAAGCGCUGAGCGGAUUAGCUCUAGAUAUAGUGUUAGGUGCCACAACGCAGAUAGAAGAUCUUGCCA
This is a messenger RNA of Aspergillus homomorphus CBS 101889, 842 nucleotides long. RefSeq lists its product as uncharacterized. Lineage: Eukaryota; Fungi; Ascomycota; Eurotiomycetes; Eurotiales; Aspergillaceae. The transcript is spliced from 2 exons. The record is from RefSeq and is a predicted model, not a curated record. Bases 230 to 757 code for a protein of 175 amino acids.